CUGCCGGUGUCGUCCCCCACCUGUCCGGGGGAGGGUGCCCGGCCGGUCUCAGGAUCCCUCCCGCAGGUCCCUCCGGUUCCUGCAGUUGAUCCCUCUCAGCUGACGUCAGGAGAAAUGGCGGACCAGGAUGGCAGCGACGCAUCUCCUCCCGAGUCCCAAGCGUCUUACUCCCAGUAUAAAUCGGAGGAUGGCAGAACGUCUUCAGCCACCCGCCCCAGCUCCGCGGGCUCUGGGCAGACCUACACUCCCACCCUGACCCCCACCCCCACCCCCACCCCGACUCGCACCACCACCUGUCCUGCCACCCCAUGGGCUCCAUGUCCUUCAAGGCCCUGCAGGCCCAGCCACUUCCUCACUGCCGCAGCCAUGAGAGAAACCUUAGCAGGGAGACGGCCUCGUCUUCCUCCAAGACUGCCCGCAGGAGGACCAUCGGCGCCCCACAGCAUAAGGACCGGGAUAAUGUCAGGAAGUCAUGGAGCAAUCUGUCACUCCCAUUGGCUCCCAUAUUGACUUUGCCCCCCAACAAGCACUCCUCCUCCCCAGGCAAGAAGAACAGCAAAGUGACAGCACCCUCUCCUGGCAGGCCUCCACAAAAGUCAGCAGGGCGGCCCCCGACCCCCAAACUGUUGAAGUCUCCGGGGCCAGACGACCCUGGAAAUCUUCGACCUUUCAGGAUCACACCCGAAAUCCCUCAACCCACCAGAGCUCACGAAGGGGAGGAGAAAGAGCAGGUCCUCAGUCCUCCUCAGCCUCGACCCCAGCCACUAGGUCAGAACAAGACCAACAGUGAGCAGACACCAGCAGCAGCCAGCGAGAGUGUAAGCAGUCCUCCAGCCUACAAGCCCUCAGCAGGCACCACAGAUCCAGAGGAGGCGAGUCGUAUCAUGGCUGAGAAUCGUCGACUGGCCCGCGAGCAAAGAGAGAAAGAGGAAGAGGAGCGCAGGCAACAGGAGGAACAGGCGAGGUUAGCGAAGGAGGAGAUGGCUCGCCGUAAGGCAGAAGAGCGAGCAAAGAGAGAGGAGGAGGCUCAACGUCAGGCGGAGGAGAGAAGAAGAAAGGAGGAAGAGGAGAGAAAGGAGGAGGAAGAGAGACUACAGAAAGAGAGAGAGGAGGCAGAGAGACAGAAAGAGGAGGAAGAGUCUCGACAGAGAGAGGAGGCAGAGCGACUGAGGCAGGAGAGAGAGAAACACUUCCAGAAAGAGGAGGCUGAACGCCUGGAGAGGAAAAAGCGUCUGGAGGAGAUCAUGAAGAGAACAAGACGUUCAGACACAGCAGAGAAGAAAGUUGUUCCUAACAGGAAUGGAGACAAUGCAGCAGCUCCUAGUCCAUCUGCAGUGACUGUGUCACCGGCACACAAUAGCAACGGCAACGGUCGCCAACCUGACCCCAACCCAGACCCCAACCCCACCGCACUGAGCCGUCCUGACCAGACGGAGAACGGGGAGUUUGAGGAGGUGAUUGUUCUGCCUUCACAUUCCAGGUUGUCUCCUCCUGAGGGAGAGGAGCAGCAGCAGGAGGAGGAAGAGAGAGUUCCUGUCGUAGCCUUCCGGGAGAACGGUCUCCUAAAGCCCCUAAGUGGAAUAGAGGAUAUAUCAGCCCAGCAAGGACCAGAUGUUGCCUGAUGCCCCGAUAGACCGAGAUGAUUCCACGCCUAGAGAGACAGGAAGUGAGACGGCCAGAGAGAGGUAACACAGAGCUGUUGGACUAAAUCAAAGGAAGGAGUCGCAGCAUCACAGCCAAGACCCUCCCCGAGGUUUACUUUGUCACCCUCCCCACGACAGAAGAGCACUGAAGCCAUUUCCCAAAGAUGGUGUCUCCAAAGAUCUACCUAAAGCAUCUCCAGAGAGAAGUUACUCGUCCCUCAACAAACUCUAUGGGGGACAGAUCCGUCUCCCUGUCUCCGACUAUGAUUACACUCGGUCAUAAUGUUCCGUGUACAGCCCCAACUACCCCUCAUUCUGAAGCAAAAAUCCUGAAAUCACAAGAGGGCUUUGAAGGCCUAUUCCACCUUGUGACUCUCUUGUGAUGUGUGCGUUUCUGUGUGUGUGAAUGAGAGACUAAUAAUAAUGUAAACUGAGAUCAGCUGUAAAGUCUUCAGCCCUGAUACUUGAAGAGUUUUUUUUUUUUUUUUUUUCUGUCGCUGUAGAACACACUGUAAUCAGACUGACAAAAUCAGUGACGUUUAUAACUGGAACUCUCACAACAGGCUCCGAAUUACAAGGUCUCAUUAAUGCAUUUCCUCUCUUUAUCCUGAAUCUUAGAAUUGUCAUGUUUCAACAUUUCUACUGAAAUGUUACACAAGAGAUGGGAUGUAGGUGUGAUAUCAGUGCAUGAAGUUGUAUUAAGACUACAGGAAAGUUCACGUCAUGUAAUAUAUUUUUGCUGUGUCUACAGUGCUUAAGACUGGAGGUUAUUACUGGGGUGAGGCAGGGGCGUUGGAGCAUCAUGGAGUUUGAGUUAAAUAAUAAGAAAAUGAAAAUACUGUCUCAGUUGAUAAUUAGGUUGUAAACUAAUGAUUUUUUGUUUAGUUUUAUUUAAUUGCUGUACAGAUAAAAAUGUGAUUCUUUGUUUCGUCCUCAUCCUUACUUUCUGCUCAAAUUGAGAAAAAAAAAGAAUCAGCUUUGACGUCAAGUCUUUCCCUUUCAUUUGUCAAUGCUGCAUGCUACGUCCUGUCGCACCGUGUAACCUGGUGGGCAGUGUUGGAGGACUCCACUGUAGCUUAGCCGCCUUGUGUUGGUGGUUAACUUUUGUUUUGGCCAAAGUACAAAAUGGAUUAAAAUAAUUAUGAAUUAUUGUUAAUUCUGCAGAUCUGAUCUUUUUGAUGAAGGAUUUAAGAAGAAAUGCUGCUUAUUUUGAUGUUCCUUUGCCUUACCGCAUCGUAUGAAGAAUGAGGUGACUUGACUGUACUCAUCCUUACUGAAAUGAAGAUAUACGCAUUCCCAGUAUGGCAUUCUGGCCACGCCCGUAAUCUCCAGUGGCUUUCUUUUCUUGAUAUGUUAAAAGUAUGAAAGAUCAUGCUAAAAAUGCUGUCUGUUUUAUCAUCAUACAAGAGCUAUAAUGUCAUGUUCAUACAGGUUUUCAUGACAGGGAUUCAAGUAAAACCCUGCAACCCAAACAUUACACUUCUGUGAUAGUCCAUCUUUUCUCAUCUUUCUUCGUAUUCUGUUCUGAAACCUUUGCACUUAGUUUCCUCUUCAUGUUCAAAUCUUGCCGUUCUACCAAAAUGGAGGGAAACUUCAGAAGGAUUAACCAUGUCUUUGGUUAUGUAUGCUGGUUUCUGCCAGUGCAUAGCAUUAUACGUUAUCAACAUGGUAACUUGAAAAAUGCAUUGCUUAAACAGAAGCAAAAUCACUUGUAAAUGACAUUAUACAUAGAUAUCCUAUAAAUUAUGUUUAAAAGUUGAUAUAUUUUACUAAGACUGACGAGGCUUUGAAAAUUACCAAGCCCUUUACAUCAGAAGAGGGGCUGUGGAUGAGAUCGUUGAACCACUGUAAAAAUGAAAUCACUGUACAACUCUUGCAGCCGUACUGUUUCGCAAGUAAAUAAA
Messenger RNA from Morone saxatilis (striped sea-bass), 3547 nucleotides. RefSeq names its product ensconsin. The record is from RefSeq and is a predicted model, not a curated record. Gene Ontology annotation, biological process: microtubule cytoskeleton organization. Lineage: Eukaryota; Metazoa; Chordata; Actinopteri; Moronidae. Gene Ontology annotation, cellular component: microtubule cytoskeleton.